This is a messenger RNA of Erpetoichthys calabaricus (reedfish), 1274 nucleotides long. RefSeq lists its product as uncharacterized. The record is from RefSeq and is a predicted model, not a curated record. Lineage: Eukaryota; Metazoa; Chordata; Cladistia; Polypteriformes; Polypteridae. Bases 41 to 976 code for a protein of 311 amino acids. The transcript has 4 exons.
ACACCAUUAUCUGUUUUCUUUUACUAGAAAGAAGCAAGACAUGGAUUCUGCAACAACAAAACCUACCACUAAAGCAGAGACCGAUGUUAUCAUUUUAGAAGAUUACCAGUCUAUAGAACCUGAACCUGAACCAGAGAAAUCUAAACAGGAGAUGCCAAAAAGAGAAACUCGCCAGUCCGUGAAAAACACUGAAGCACCUGCUGGAGGCAGCACGACCUUUGAUGAGAAAAAGACUGACACACCCGACAUAGACGGCACGACCUUCGACAUGAUUGCAUGUGGGGAGCCCAAGUAUUAUGCGAAAGAAGUACUUUCAGCAGCUUUGAAAGGUCUUAUCGAUAAAAAGAAAGAUGAUUUAAAACCAGAUGUUAAAAAAUUAAUUUGUGACAUUGAAAGUCUUGCUGAAAGAAUGCCUGGCUUAGUGGAGAUCCAAGACUCUGCAGCUAGAACAAGGAAAACCAGGUCCCAGCCCAGCGUGACACGUAAUACAACCUAUAGAAGGAUUUCUCCUUAUAUUAUAUCUGCUAGAAAAAGAUUAAUUAUGACAAUAAUUGGUCACUCAGUUGUCUGUGCUUAUGUGUUUAGCUCUGUUGAACAUUUAGGGGAAAAAUGUGCUGAAUGUCAAGAGAACAAAUGCAUACCAGAUGGACACAUUUGUAAUAUAUUGUUCGCUAAACCAUUUAUUGCAUAUAAACAUAGCUUAUUCAUGCUCCAUAGGGCUAGAAAGGAUAGACUUGUGUCCUGUGUGUGUGCUUUGCUAAAAAUGUGUAAUCUUCCUUGUUUUCGUAAAGCUGUCAAGAAUGAUGUGGAUGAUAUUAUAGCUGAAUUUGAGCAGGGAGAGAUACCCAUUGAUGCUUACGCACAACUGAUUCAGCCUGUGAAGACCAGCUUUAUGUGGUCGGCUCUGUUCCAAACUGAGAAAAUAGGCUUGCAUAAUUUAGUGAAAUACAAAUAUAUAAAACAUGUGCUGGCUUAAACAUUUUAUUUUAGGUGUAUUACCGGCUCAUUGAUGGGUUUGGACCUGGUUUGCAAUUUGAUUUGUGUUCUAUUACAUGUAUACAAUUCUUGUGUUUUUGUUUAUUUUCAAAUCAAUUGCUAAUCUGUAUACAAAUACGCUUGUGUGAAUAUUUUACUGCUGUUUCUCCAUGCUUUUAUUCAUACUUUUAAACAAUUUUAAUGUAUAGCACACAGUGUGUAACUCUGAAAGUGAAGACCACGUCUUAUUUUGCUAUGUUUGGAAUUUUGCUUCAAUAAAACUUGUUGUUUUUAAGACA